Bradysia coprophila is the source of this 1254-nucleotide messenger RNA. RefSeq names its product prostaglandin reductase 1-like. Gene Ontology annotation, biological process: prostaglandin metabolic process. Gene Ontology annotation, cellular component: cytoplasm. NCBI's taxonomy places the organism in Eukaryota, Metazoa, Arthropoda, Insecta, Diptera, Sciaridae. The record is from RefSeq and is a predicted model, not a curated record. Gene Ontology annotation, molecular function: 2-alkenal reductase [NAD(P)H] activity; 15-oxoprostaglandin 13-reductase [NAD(P)+] activity.
AUGCGAUUCAUUCAGUCAGUCAUUCCGUUUGCCGGUUACUCAACGUCAUUGCAGUGUACUCCUGAUACUAAUCACCGGUUUUUCUAACAAUGCCUGUUACAGCAAAAAAGUAUGUUUUUGCGGAACGGUUUGUGGGCGAACCAAAACUAUCCGACUUCAAACUGGUUGAAGAGGAGUUGCCACAGUUGAAAGAAAAUGAGGUGCUGGCUGAGGCCCUAUUUUUGAGUGUUGAUCCCUACAUGAGAGCUUAUGUGGAUAGACUCCAAAUCGGACAAGUGAUGAUUGGUGGACAAGUAGCAAAAGUACUAGAUAGCAAAAAUCCAAACUACAAAGUCGGUGAUAACAUAUUCGGUCAGUUGGGAUGGCGAACACAUACGGUAUUCAAUCCAUCGACUGAUGCAAAUUUAUUGCCACCAUAUGUUCUUCCGUCAUUUGGGGAGCUUCCAUUAUCAUUGGCUAUUGGUGCUCUUGGUAUGCCAGGUAACACGGCGUAUUUUGGCUUUCUCGAAAUUUGUGAACCAAAAAUUGGUGAAACGGUAGUGGUAAGUGGUGCAGCGGGAGCAGUUGGCAGUCUAGUUGGUCAAAUAGCCAAAAUAAAGGGCUGCACUGUUAUCGGCAUUGCUGGUACCGACGACAAAUGUAACUGGCUGAAAGCGGAACUGGGUUUCGAUCAUGUCAUCAACUACAAAACGGAAGAUAUUGCUAAGUCAUUGCAUGCUGCCGCACCCAAUGGUGUCGAUUGCUAUUUCGACAAUGUUGGUGGUGAAAUGAGCUCCAUUGUACUAUCGCAAAUGAAUCUGUUUGGCCGAGUAUCUUGUUGCGGAUCGAUUUCCUCGUACAAUUACGAUUCGAAUGACCGACCCAAAGUAUCGGUCAUUCAGCCGAGCAUGGUGUUUAAGCAAUUGAAAAUGGAAGGUUUCAUAGUUAAUCGCUGGAACAAUCGCUGGAUGGAAGGCAUAAGACAGAUGCUUAAGUGGAUUAAAGAUGGGAAGAUAAAAUGCAAUGAAACGUUCACUGAGGGAUUUGACAACAUUCCCACAGCUUUUAUUGAAAUGCUUCAAGGUAAAAAUGUUGGAAAAGCUGUUGUGAAAGUCUAGACAGCAUACUGGUUGAGAGAAGGUGACAGCAUGCAAUUUUUGUACCAUCAAAGAAACGUGAAUGUUGUCAUGUUUCCUGAUUUCCAACUAUUCAUAAACUACCAGAAGUCUUGGUUAAAUCUAAAAAUUUAUUUUGAAUGUUGAAUGAUGUCCUAAA